Messenger RNA from Prorocentrum cordatum, 1413 nucleotides. The record is from the annotation of a GenBank genome assembly. NCBI's taxonomy places the organism in Eukaryota, Dinophyceae, Prorocentrales, Prorocentraceae.
AUGUUCCGCUCCGCGUGCCUCCUGGCCGCCGGGUCGCUCGUGCUCUACGGCGCGAGCAGCUUCGUGUCCCCGGCGCAGCCCACGGCCAUCUCGAGCGCGGCCCGCAGCCUGUCCGCGUCGGCGCUGGCCGCCACCGAAGAGGCCACGCCGGCCUCCAGCGGCAGCGCCGCGUGGAGCCCGCUGGCCAUCGGGGCAGCCCUCGGGCUGAUGGUCGCAGUGAUGGGCGGCCGGCCGGCGCUUGCGGCGGACCUCGAGAACGGCGAGAGCGUCUUCCUGGGCAACUGCGCGGCGUGCCACGCGGGCGGAAACAACAGCGUGGUGGCGGAGAAGACCCUGAGGAAGGCGGCCAUCGAGCAGUACUUGACGGGCGGCUACAACGCGGCCGCCAUCAAGACUCAGGUGACGAACGGCAAGGGCUCCAUGCCAGCGUUCGGCGACAAGCUGGGCCCCGACGACAUCGACGACGUGGCGGCCUAUGUCCUCGACCAGUCCACCAAGUGCAGCCAGUGGGCAUCGUCCGCCAGAUUCCUGACCCGAGUAGGGUGGGAGUGCACUGGCGUCUUCGGGCUGGCGACCUCGGCGUUUAUGAUUGUUCAGCAGAGCAUCCAUUUUUUUCAGCGCGGAAUUCUGUACGUAUCCCCUUCGCGCUCGCGUGUGCUAGGCUGGCGGGCUGACGUGCAGGCGGCCGUUGCCUGCGGCCAGCAUCUCGUCUGCUGGAUAAAGGUCUUCAUGCAGGAGAGCUGGGAUAAAGACAGGGCCGCUGCUUCCAUCCCGAGCCGCUUUCUGACGGUCCCGGACCCCUCUUGGGGUGCGCUCUCUGUCUCUAGACUCGACGCGGAACCAGCCGCGGUGACGGAGCCCCCAGAGGCCAAAAUCGCCGCAGCCCCGUCGGAAGCAGCCACGGGCGCCAUGUUCCGCUCCGCGUGCAUCCUGGCCGCCGGGUCGCUCGUGCUCUACGGCGCGAGCGGCUUCGUGUCCCCGGCGCAGCCCACGGCCGUCUCGAGCGCGGCCCGCAGCCUGUCCGCGUCGGCGCUGGCCGCCGCCGAGGAGGCCGCGCCGGCCUCCAGCAGCAGCGCCGCGUGGAGCCCGCUGGCCAUCGGGGCAGCCCUCGGGCUGAUGGUCGCAGUGAUGGGCGGCCGGCCGGCGCUUGCGGCGGACCUCGAGAACGGCGAGAGCGUCUUCCUGGGCAACUGCGCGGCGUGCCACGCGGGCGGAAACAACAGCGUGGUGGCGGAGAAGACCCUGAGGAAGGCGGCCAUCGAGCAGUACUUGACGGGCGGCUACAACGCGGCCGCCAUCAAGACUCAGGUGACGAACGGCAAGGGCUCCAUGCCAGCGUUCGGCGACAAGCUGGGCCCCGACGACAUCGACGACGUGGCGGCCUAUGUCCUCGACCAGUCCACCAAGUGGUGA